Molecule: messenger RNA, 1002 nt
Organism: Nerophis lumbriciformis (worm pipefish)
Lineage: Eukaryota; Metazoa; Chordata; Actinopteri; Syngnathiformes; Syngnathidae
Gene: clrn1
Product: clarin 1
Biological process (GO): sensory perception of sound; equilibrioception
Source: RefSeq, a predicted model, not a curated record
CAGGCACGUGCUGGAAUGUUUACGUCCAGCCUCCAGCGGGCGGUGCCGGGCGGUACCGGGCGAAGCCUCGCAGUGACGUCACGGGGUCGCCACGCCCACACCCCGUUGCCCUGGAGACCGUUCCGCGCGCAGGCUGCUUUCCGCGCCGCCAUGAUGGCGAGGCGACACAAGCGGCUGCUGCUGGCCUGCGGAGGCUCGCUCGGCCUCUGCUGCGCCCUGGCGGCCGCCGUGGCCACCGGGCUACCGCUCUGGGUCGACGGAACCGUGCUUUGCCGGACCGGGGCCGAGCUGGUCAACGCUACCGGGGCCGAGCUGGACAAGUUCGUGGGCCGCCUGGCGUACGGACUCUUCCACGGGGAGAGGGUGAAGACGUGCGGCCUGGGAGGGAGAACCUCCCGCUUCUCAGUCUUUUCAGAACUAUUGGACGCCGUCCCAGCAGGUCUUCAUGUAACCAUCAUCUUUUUCUGCGGCGCCCUGGUGGUCUUCUCAUCCGUGUCCAGCGGCUUCUUCUUCUUCAACGCCUUUGGACGUCCUUACGAGACGCUGCACGGCCCUACGGGACUUUACUUGUGGACGUCCGUGUGCUGUCUUUGCAGCUUCCUGGUCCUGAUCCUGUUUGUGUCCGAGGUGAAAGUCCACCGUCUGUCCGAGCGCAUCGCCAACUUUAACGAAGUGGCCUUCGUCUUCCAGACGUACGGCGAGCGCUACGACGUUUCCUUCUGGCUUUUCCUCCUGGUCUUCCUCCUCCAAGGAGUCAACGUGGCACUGGUCCGACUGGCCGGCAUGCAGUUUCCCUUCCAGGGAACCAAAGACGUGGACCUGAACGGGGGCGCGGCCGACCUCAUGUACUAAUGUAACAGAAAACGGGGGCCAUUUUGAUUUUUCACCGUUUCCGAACCAAUACAAUAUUUAUUGUAACCAUUAGUGCUCCCACUCAAUUUUGGUGAACGUUAAAGGUCCCGGGGACCCAAAUGGUCUAGGUCAUUAAAGUGUUAAAAACAA